Rhododendron vialii is the source of this 2103-nucleotide messenger RNA. Its product is annotated as probable pectate lyase 8. The record is from RefSeq and is a predicted model, not a curated record. Bases 173 to 1519 code for a protein of 448 amino acids. The transcript has 7 exons. Gene Ontology annotation, molecular function: pectate lyase activity. Lineage: Eukaryota; Viridiplantae; Streptophyta; Magnoliopsida; Ericales; Ericaceae.
ACUGGGCUUUACAAAUAGCUUCUCCAUUUUUUUUUUCCCCUAUAAAAAGGAUUGCUCCUUCUGCCUUCUCCUUUGACUCCAUUUGCUUCUCUUUCAUUUUCGAGACGGGGAGAGAGAGAGAGAGAGAGAGAGAGAGAGAAAUUCACCGCCAUUCACAGAGAGAGAAUCAACAAUGGCGCUCUCUCUCAGAAAUUUCUCUGCUUUCUCAUUGCUGGUUCUAACGCUCUUCCUCGUCGGCGCUACCGCUGUAAUGGACGUGAAUGAGACUCAACACUCUAGGAGUGACGGGAACACAAUGCAGUUGCAGAGCUUAAACAACUCAACAAUGGCGGAUAGGUCAAGUGACGAGGCUAACACGCGAAAUGAGCAAGCCGUGCAGGAUCCCGAUAUGGUGGCUUCCAUGGUUGACAUGAGCAUUCGCAAUAGCACUGAAAGGAGGAAGUUGGGAUUCUUCUCAUGCCAAACUGGCAACCCUAUCGAUGACUGCUGGCGGUGCGACCCCAAUUGGCAAAGCAACCGCAAGCGCCUCGCUGACUGUGCCAUUGGCUUCGGGCGUAACGCCAUCGGCGGUCGAGACGGCAAGUUCUACGUCGUCACUGACCCGAACGACUACGACGCGGUUAAUCCCCGACCCGGGACACUGCGCCAUGCUGUCAUCCAGGAUGAGCCUCUUUGGAUUGUCUUCAAAAGGGACAUGGUGAUCACGCUAAAGCAAGAGCUUAUAAUGAACAGCUUCAAAACAAUCGAUGCUAGGGGAGUUAAUGUGCACAUUGCCAAUGGGGCUUGCAUCACCAUCCAGUAUAUCACGAAUGUGAUUAUCCAUGGUCUUCACGUCCAUGAUUGCAUACCCACAGGAAAUGCUAUGGUACGAAGCUCGCCAUCCCAUUAUGGGUGGAGAACAAUUGCUGAUGGUGAUGGCAUUUCACUUUUUGGGGCGAGUCACGUAUGGUUAGAUCAUAAUUCUCUCUCUAAGUGCGCCGAUGGCCUUAUCGAUGCUAUUAUGGGAUCAACAGCGAUCACCAUCUCCAACAAUUACUUCACCCACCACAAUGAGGUGAUGCUACUGGGACAUAGUGAUUCCUAUGUUAGAGACAAGAGUAUGCAGGUAACUAUUGCGUACAACCAUUUUGGAGAGGGACUUAUCCAGAGAAUGCCAAGGUGUAGGCAUGGGUAUUUCCAUGUGGUGAACAAUGACUACACUCACUGGGAAAUGUACGCAAUCGGUGGCAGUGCCGAUCCCACGAUUAACAGCCAAGGAAACAGAUAUCUUGCCCCUACCGAUCCUAAUGCUAAAGAGGUAACGCAUAGAGUGCAGCUAGAUAAUGGUCAAUGGAAGAGCUGGAAUUGGAGAUCAGAGGGUGAUCUUAUGCUCAAUGGAGCCUUCUUCACUCCAUCAGGAGUAGGUGCUGCGGCCAGCUAUGCCAGGGCCUCGAGCUUAGGGGCCAAGUCUUCCUCCAUGGUAGGCACCAUUACUUCUAGCGCUGGUGUCCUUAAUUGCCGAAGGGGCCAACAAUGUUAGUCUCUACGUCAUCAAAGAGAACAAAAAUGGUCAUCAAAGAGAACAAAAAUGGUCACGAAAAAUAUUUCAUUUUUCGUCUUCCUCUUGAAUUGUUAUUAGCCAUAUUACGUCAGUUCCCAGCAAUUCUGCUUUCUAUCAUCACCCCAUAUCUCUGCCGUCGGAUGACAUUAGACAAAUGUACAAUUUUUACAUGCGUCGUCAUACCAUCAAAAAUCAUGUACCUUAUUUCCUUCCGCUAUUGUUCAACCUCGGCCUGCUUCAACUCAGAAAGAUUUUAACAUCUCUGGAGCAGGCGCGGAAGUGUUGUUCCAUUCUCCAUACAUUCUUCAAGUCUAUUCCAACUCCUCGAAAAUUACCGACUUGCUUCUCCUCUACAUUUCAUCUUUUGGUCCAAGGGAGCCGAACGGCUCUUUUAUCCCACUCCGUCCUCCCAGCUAAGCCAUAUGCGUAGUAACUAGGAAAAAGGGCAAAUAAUAGAGAGAAGUUUCAUUGUUGUCCUGCUGUUUUAAACGGUGUUUAGCACCAAGAUAAGAGUGUUGUUAUCCUUGUGUUUCUGUAAUUAUAAUACUACUCAAUUUCUGCUC